AUGGUGGGCCUGACAGCCUCCGACGUGCACCCCACCCUGGGCGUGAAGAUCUUCUCAGCUGGGGUGGGGGCCUGCGUGGCGGACGUGAUCACCUUCCCGCUGGACACCGCCAAAGUCCGGCUACAGGUCCAAGGCGAAUGCCAGACCUCCAGCGCCAUUAGGUAUAAAGGUGUCUUGGGAACAAUCACCACUCUGGCAAAAACUGAAGGGCCGAUGAAACUGUACAGCGGGCUGCCGGCCGGCCUUCAGAGACAAAUCAGCUUCGCCUCUCUCAGGAUUGGCCUGUACGACUCAGUUCAGGAGUUCUUCACCACCGGGACAGAAACCACACCAGAUCUGGGAAGCAAGAUCUCAGCUGGCUUAACAACAGGAGGAGUGGCAGUGUUCAUUGGGCAGCCCACAGAGGUUGUAAAAGUCAGACUUCAGGCACAGAGCCAUCUACAUGGCCUCCAACCUCGCUAUACCGGGACUUACAAUGCUUACAGAAUCAUAGCAACAACAGAAGGCUUGACAGGUCUUUGGAAAGGGACCACUCCCAAUCUGAUGAGAAAUGUCAUCAUUAAUUGUACAGAGCUAGUAACAUAUGACCUAAUGAAGGAGGCUCUUGUGAAAAACAAACUACUAGCAGAUGACGUCCCCUGCCACCUGGUGUCAGCUCUCAUUGCUGGAUUUUGCACAACGCUUCUGGCCUCCCCGGUGGAUGUGGUAAAAACCAGAUUUGUUAAUUCUACACCAGGACAGUACAAAAGUGUUCCCAGUUGUGCAAUGACAAUGUUCACUAAGGAAGGACCAACAGCUUUUUUCAAAGGAUUCGUACCUUCCUUCUUGCGACUCGGAUCCUGGAACGUCAUUAUGUUUGUGUGCUUUGAACAACUGAAGCGAGAACUGAUGAAGUCAAGGCAGACUGUGGACUGUGCCACAUAA
This is a messenger RNA of Otolemur garnettii (small-eared galago), 924 nucleotides long. It is a transcript of the gene UCP1, whose product is annotated as uncoupling protein 1. Gene Ontology annotation, molecular function: oxidative phosphorylation uncoupler activity. Lineage: Eukaryota; Metazoa; Chordata; Mammalia; Primates; Galagidae. Bases 1 to 924 code for a protein of 307 amino acids. Gene Ontology annotation, biological process: response to cold; adaptive thermogenesis; mitochondrial transmembrane transport. Gene Ontology annotation, cellular component: mitochondrial membrane. The record is from RefSeq and is a predicted model, not a curated record. The transcript has 7 exons.